Messenger RNA from Cuculus canorus (common cuckoo), 8343 nucleotides. RefSeq names its product gamma-aminobutyric acid receptor subunit rho-1. The record is from RefSeq and is a predicted model, not a curated record. Gene Ontology annotation, cellular component: synapse; neuron projection; membrane. Bases 148 to 1578 code for a protein of 476 amino acids. Gene Ontology annotation, biological process: chemical synaptic transmission; regulation of membrane potential; monoatomic ion transmembrane transport. Gene Ontology annotation, molecular function: neurotransmitter receptor activity; GABA-A receptor activity; extracellular ligand-gated monoatomic ion channel activity. Lineage: Eukaryota; Metazoa; Chordata; Aves; Cuculiformes; Cuculidae. The transcript has 10 exons.
UAAAUACUGCAGGAUGAUUUUUCGUAUGAGUAAACAUCCUUCCAAUAACGAUCAGACCGAUAAUGUCUUAAAAAGAGGAGCAGGAUCUACAUUUUGGUUUUCUUCUUUCUGUAUGGACUAUUUCUGGAUACAGAACCUUCAGGUAACAUGUUGACUGUCCAUAAAAUGCAUUUUAGCAUCUUCCUGCUUUUGUGGGGAUGGAUUUUAUGCACUGAAUGCAGAGUCCACCGACAAGGAAAAGAAAUACACGAGGUAUACAAAAAAGGCAGCCGGCCACAGCGGCAGAGACGGGAGGCCCACGGCGAGGGGCACAAGCAAGGCAGCCCAAUCCUAAAACGAAGCCCAGACAUUACUAAAUCUCCGUUGACAAAGUCAGAGCAGCUGCUACGAAUAGAUGACCACGACUUCAGCAUGAGACCAGGUUUUGGAGGCCCUGCCAUUCCUGUUGGGGUGGAUGUCCAAGUUGAAAGUCUGGACAGCAUUUCUGAGGUGGACAUGGACUUCACUAUGACACUUUAUCUGAGGCACUACUGGAAAGACGAGAGGCUGUCCUUCCCCAGCACCAACAACCAAAGCAUGACCUUUGAUGGCAGGCUGGUGAAGAAGAUCUGGGUCCCCGACAUGUUCUUUGUCCACUCCAAGCGUUCCUUCAUCCAUGACACCACCACAGACAAUGUUAUGCUGCGGGUCCAGCCAGAUGGGAAGGUACUUUAUAGCCUCAGAGUUACAGUAACAGCCAUGUGCAACAUGGAUUUUAGUCGCUUUCCCUUGGACACACAGACGUGUUCCCUGGAGAUUGAAAGCUAUGCCUACACUGAAGAUGACCUCAUGCUUUACUGGAAGAAUGGGAAUGAUUCCCUUAAAACAGAUGAGAGGAUAUCACUAUCCCAGUUCCUGAUUCAGGAGUUUCACACCACCACAAAGCUCGCCUUUUACAGCAGCACAGGGUGGUACAAUCGUCUCUAUAUAAAUUUCACUUUACGUCGACAUAUCUUCUUCUUCUUGCUCCAAACCUACUUCCCUGCCACCCUCAUGGUCAUGUUGUCCUGGGUGUCUUUCUGGAUUGAUCGCCGAGCAGUUCCUGCCAGAGUCCCGUUAGGGAUAACAACUGUGCUGACCAUGUCUACAAUCAUCACUGGCGUGAACGCCUCUAUGCCUCGUGUUUCCUACAUCAAAGCAGUGGACAUUUACCUGUGGGUCAGUUUUGUGUUCGUCUUCCUCUCAGUGCUGGAAUACGCAGCAGUGAAUUACCUGACUACGGUGCAAGAGCGGAAGGAGAGGAAACUGCGGGAUAAGCUUCCAUGUGCGUGCAGCCUCCCUCAGCCUCGGACCAUGAUGAUGGAUGGCAGCUACAACGACGGAGAUGUCAAUGAACUGGGGCACUACAUGUCCGAGAACGGAGAUAAGCAAGACCGAAUGAUGGUGCAGCCAGCGCGGGGGUCUGAGAGAGGCAGGAGGAAAAACCAGAGAUAUGUCAGCAUGCGGAUCGAUACUCAUGCCAUCGACAAGUACUCCAGGAUAAUAUUCCCUGGUGCAUACAUUUUAUUUAAUUUGAUAUACUGGUCUAUUUUUUCAUAAGUAUACGUAACUUCGGUAGUCUCAGAACAUUGUGACAUUAAACAAAAGUUCUGUCUAAUAGGCUAACAAAGAAAAUGGAGAAUUGUUUUAAUUGGAAGGAAGAUUGAUUUUUUUUUUUAGGAUUUAUUUUUUUUAUUAGAUGCAACUCCUCUGUGGCAUAAAUAAUUGUGCAAGUUUCAUAUUUCAGCAAAAUAUAGGAUAUAAAAUCUAAAAUUUUAUACUUAUUUACAGCUGUGCUACGUUCCUUCUUGUGCCUCACAGGCCACUGUAAACUAAUUUAACAAGUGACUAUAAUUGCCAGCUGCUUAUAAAUGGUGCAUCCUCCAGUCUGUGCCCCUGAAAUGCUGUUCUCUUAAGUACCUGAGUGCAUGCACAUAUCUCAGCAAGCUUAUCACAAUAUAAGAAUAUACAAAUACUUGUGUGUUUGUAGGACGAGUUCAGAGGUGGCCAUUAUAAACACAAAAUCUGCAGUGCCAGAAAACAUUUUGGUAAGGUUGUUGAUGGCUACAGCUUGGUCUCACUGCUUAAUGCGUGCAGCCCUUGCCAUACUGCACUGACAGGUCCACAGAGGAACACUUUCAGACUUGUGCUUUGUCUUGAUCAUAUUUAAAACAAAGAAAUCCUUCCCAGUUAUUUGGACUAUCUUCUUAAAAUCAGACUUGCCAUAUGCAUUUACUAAGGAAUGAACAAAGGCCAUUCUUUUUGCAACGAUAACCAAAUCCUCUGGGAAACACAGGAGCUCUCCUUGGAUCUGCUCAUAUGGGUCAGUGGGAGUUCUGCUGUUGAAUUUCCUAGGAAAGAAGACAGGUUUCUCUACAUAAUGAUCCAGUGAAGACAAUCGGAUGUCUGCAAAACGACUAAAACUACUAUAGGAGCAGCCGCUUCUCUCUGAGAUAGUCUGGGCAUCACAGCCUGAGAACCUGUUGCAGCCCUCAACUUCUUGUCUCUGCUAAAGCCACUGGUAAUUGCACUCACUUACAGGAAAAGCCUAGUCAAUUUGUUUAUAGUAAAGGCAUAAUAGAAAGGUGCUCAACAGGUGACAAAGCAGUUGUAAGGACUUUACAUCUGAGUUACUAAAGAUAUCAUGCCAAACACUUUAAAAUGAAGUAAAAAUGAGCUUCUACCAUAAGACAGCAGCUCCACUGCAGAACCAGGUACAUCUAUCUGACUCUGCUUUCAUGCUGCAUCCAUCUCGCUGGCACCUUGCAGCCCACUGUGCUCUUAUAGCAGGAUCAGCACCUUCCAGGGCAGGAGUAAGGAGACGCAGAUGGAGCUGGGGGAGAGACCCAACUCUCCACCACAGUUUUCAUCAGAGCAGCAAGCCAGCAUAAAUGCUCCUUAUGGACAAGGCAAAAUCUGUAAUGCAGGAGUAAUAAAAUAUCUCAGAAAAACAAGAAGCUGUUGAACAGAAUCAGAGGCCUUUACAAUAACAGGCACACCGAAGGUGUCUCAGAAAGCGAGGUCAUUCAGCUGUCUGCUGCUGUGUGUUAUCCACCUACAACCACAAAGCUAACUGAGGGUUUUGAUUAAAAGGACUUUAAACACAUGCAGAUUUUGCACACAAAUAAGUAAUUCAUUUUUCCCUGUAGAGCAGGUACUGCUGCCUUUCACAGGUGUAGCUAUUCUUGAGAAUGUGACCAAAGCAGUUGUGUCUCCAAAGGGAAAGUGAAUCUUCUUACACAAAAUCUGCCCUGGACUGACUGAUCCGCUACUCUAAGCAACAGGCUAGUGACACAGACAUUACAGUUGUUUGAACACUGUUGGUUGUUGCUUUAAUUUUCUAUGUAAAUAAAUGUCAUGACAUACUCAGCAUUUCUUACAACUGCUAAAAUCAUGACAUGCAAACCUACCUACACUCAGCUUGCACGUACAGCCUACGCUCCACAGGUAAGGCCAUGAAAUUGCAAAAGCUAAAAUAAUUUCAAAAGACAAUAAGACAGUUCUACUAAUUUUUAUGUAGCAUUUUUUUUUCCAUGUACACACAUAAUCUUAGCUUCAUUUAACCAAUUUUCCUUGAUACCACAUUAUUCUCUAGUAAGAUUUUACUCAUGAAAUUAAAAAAAAAAAAAAAACAUAUUCUCUUAACUGAAACAUUUCAGUCAAAUGAAGGCAGAAAGUUCACUCUUCUGGCAAAAGCAGAUGAAAGGUUGGCCACACUCCAUUAUUCAGAAAGCACCUUCCCCCAACAAACAGCUCCAAGACUUCUUGGGCACUACUUCCACAGGAAUGUAUUUAGAUCCUCAGUGUUGUAAGAACCCAUUCAUUCCUACCAUUUAAGAACAGCACGAACAGGAGUGCCAGGUUUUAUUGUAAGCUCUUUGGCUUCAUAAGAAGCUUAAUGCUACAUAGUUUGCUGCAGUACUGUACAUUCCUUCAUAGACUCAUUAAUCUCAUACUACACACAUUCUUUGGCAUCUGAUCAGCAUUUUCAGAGAGAUUUUGAAGAUAAAAAUGGGAGUUGAACUUCCAAAUUCCCCAGCUUUCAGUGGGAGACUGGUUUCUAACUUCCCAUGUGAUUUCCAAAGUUUCUCUUACAGCACAUCUCCCUAAACAGACUCCAUGAUUGGAUUUACAUUGUUAAUUUGUGUUUUAUUUGGGAAAUUCUAGUGCCUUUUCAGUCUUAUAUAAAUGUGUAUAUAGAGGUAUUCUAUAAGUACAGGAUAUGCCAUAUACAGCCAGUGCUCGCGGUCAAUGACUGUACUGAUACAAUAUUAUUUACAUACAGGUUUUAGUCUUUUAACCUUCCAGUAUACAGUUUUUUGUAUCCAAUCAUUAACAGUCUGCUCCUUUCCAUUUCCACAAUAAAUGAGCAAUUUGUUUGGUUUGGUUUACUUCUUGAAACACUCAAAAUCACAAUAAAACUUCACAUUUGUACAGCAUUGCAUUUUCUACCUUUGAAUGAUCUGUGAGCUUAUUAUAUGUGUAUGCAAGACAUUUUUGCUCAGAAUCUGAUCUAGUUAAAUACCAAAUGUCCUUAAAUCCUGUGAUGUUGGUAGGGCUGGAGAACCCUGUGAUUUCACAGGCAGAGCUCCAAUAAGAAGCCUGCAAGCAAACACUCACCAAGAAGCUGACAUUAAGCUUUCCACCCCAGACUGUGUACCUUACAGUGCUAAUUCUUCCAUAGAGUGCUACUUUGCAAUAAAAUUCAGACCAAUUUCUUUGAGGUUAACCCAAAGCACAGCCUAGGAUGAAACUGGUUGUGGAACUUAAAGAGUUUCGGCAGGUCUGCAUGGAUUAUGGAUAGACACAAGUUCUGCCUGUGAACAUAUCUAGAUUAGAGACCGAAGCCUUUAAUAAUAGUUUUUAAAGCUGCUAAUUACUGAUAGAAUGAAGCAGCAAGGAGCACAACUUCAGAAACAGAUCAAUGAAAAAGCAUGAAGAAAGAUCAAUGAUCUCUUUCCUUCCCCAGUAAAACAAUGUUCUUAUAAUUAUCAAAUCAUUAGAUGCCUCUCUUUCUAUGUUUUUCAUGCCCAAGCAAAUGAUCCUCUCAGUCCAAAACAGAUCUAAACUUCUUGCAAACCCUGAUGAGCAAGCACAAAACCCUGGGACACCCUGCAUUUGCACAUAUUGCAACAUGGUAUUUGAUGAAGCGCUGAAGAAGCAGUGAUGAGAAAACAAAAGCAACUGCUAGACAACGUGUACCACAUGUUCUGCAACAGGACGUAACUAGCUCAGCAGCCAUCCAAACACUGAAACAAAUCCAUGAAAUCUGAACAGAUUGUAGGGUGUGAAAGCAUGUUCCAGGAACCAACAGUACAUACAAACAGGAAAACUUAGGAAAAUUAUAGUGCCUGACAAAUUUUAAGUACUUGUCAAACAGUUAUUAUGAAACAAGACUGUGGCACUACAAUUCUGUGAUUCUGUUGUAAAUUUGCAUGCUCUGUAGAGGAGCUCUAGGGCAAUCAAAUGCUAGCACUGCAUGAACAGCUGUUAAGACUACCCACUGGCUUUUCACUGUAUUUUUAAAUAAGGACAUUAAAAUGCAGUUGUGAUUGAGAAAAAUCCUUGAGGAGUUUGUUAGAUACUUUUCACUUCCAUUAGUACCUAAAGGAAUCUAAAAAGGCAGCAAUCUUACCCAAAUUUGAUUUAGUAGAGAGUUUGCGUAAGAAUGCACAUUUGUUCCCUAACACAAACAUAAGGUGGGCACCAGUAGCAGUUAGAGGCUGGCAACAAAGGCUUUGAAGAAGGCUACUACUUUCAAGACCAGGAAAUAGUAAACCUUAGGGACGAACAAGAAAUCAUUUAGACUGACUUUUUAAUUUUAAAAUUUAAUCCUAAACACUUUGCUCUAAAUCACAAUCUGUUGUAAAGGAUGUUGUAAGCAAGUUUGAGACAACCAUUCUUAAUCAAUACUAGAAAAAGACUUAGUUCAACUGCUAAUGUGACUCAUCCACAGAGAGUCCUUGUAAUCAGGUACAGAGAACUCAGGCAAUGGGAACAAAAUGAUCACAGAAAUGUGAUUCACAAGAUAAAGCUGCUCCCCAUUUACUGUCUGAAGAAAGGCCAGUGGAUCCUUCUACCACAGGUAGCUUAGCUCAGCAGGUUACAAGUUCUCACCUUCAAAUCUUCUAAUAAAAGGAAAUCCAUUGUACUUCAUGAUUUAUUUUUUUGUUUCAUUUUACAGCAGGCCUACCUCUUAUUGAAAUUAUAGGACAGAUAUUUAAUAAGGAAAUACUGUAGCUUGGUGGGCUGGCAGAAGUUUUAAGUUCUUCACAAAGUCUGGACAUAAUUACUUUGUCUUUGAACAACUGUGAUUUGCUAUCAGCUCAGAGAAGAUCUUACAAUAACUUUCCAGUACUUGAAGGGGGCCUACAGGAAAGCUGGAGAGGGGCUAUUCGUAGAGGCUUGUGGGGAUAGGACAAGGGGGAACGGGUACAAACUAGAGAGAGGUAGAUUUAGACUGGACAUUAGGAAGAAUUUCUUCACCAUGGGAGUGGUGAGAUGCUGGAGUUGUGGAUGCCCCAUCCCUGGAGGUGUUCAAGGCCAGGUUGGAUGGGUCCUUGGGCAGCCUGCUUUAGUGGAAAGUCCCUGCCUGUGGCAGGGGGCUUGGAACUAGAUGAUCUUUAAGGCCCCUUCCAACCCUAACUAUUCCACGAUCUUAAUUGCUGAAAUGAUUCUGAACAGCCGAUAGCAAAUUACACCUUUAAUCAGUACUUCAACUUCACUUUAAUUCCAGCAAUGAUUACAACAAAGUUAAGAUGUCCUUUUAGUGCAGAAAUGUUUAAUUAAGUGAUCUUGGGCAUGAUGCAGCCAACAGCAAGCUAGUCCAGACAAAGAUAACUGAGAAGAUACAUCAGCCUGUAUGAAACAAUACAGCACAUGUUCCUACCACUGGGAUUCCAACACUCCAUCUUAAAAAAACAAGAAAGCAAGAAGUUAAGCAAUUCAUGCAGGAGGAAAUAAAAAGCCACUUAUGCUAAGAAAAUGCAUAAACUAGCUUGUUAACUCAGACACAAUCAUAACCAUGCCCGAGAAGUCCCAAGGCAGGGUUUAAGUUAAAAGUUAAGGAAAAAGUUUCUUUGACAAACUUGAGACCAAAUUUCAUUUGGUUUUAAUAUCCAACUUACUAUCUGGACAUACGUGAAGCUCAGUGUCCAACCUGUUUCAUGCAUUCAUCUGUCAAAACUGUCUGCUAAUGAAGGAUGAAGGCAAGGAUACUGCUGUAAGGGCCAUCUUGUAACCUGAAAUGGUUACGGUCACGCUGAACUCCUCUAGUAAGUGGCUUGCAAUACAAAAACACAUUUAAUUGUGCCUUUAGUUCUUACAGAGACUGAUAAGCAGUUAGUACAGAAAUUGAAUAUAGAAAUUAAUAAAGCAUAAAUUCUGAUUAGAACUCUAUUUAGAGACUGGUGCUGUUAAAAACAAAGUUUCUGAAAUUAUUUUGGGUACUGUGACUUCCUGGGGAAUGCAGUUUGUCCAAUUUCUUUUCAAAAGCUUACUAUAAUACCUGUACUUUGGAAACUAAAAAAGGUGUAUGUGCAUUUUCCUGCAGUAGUUUAAAAUGUAUUACUGUAAAGAAAAAAACAACAUUUAGUAGUUCUCCUCUUUUUUUUGAUCAAUGACUUCUCCACAACACCCUCAAAAUUUAUUACGAGGAGGGUCAAUGCAUUUCAGGACAAUCACAACCUUUACAGACUGCAUUUCCAUGCAAACAGUUCUAUUCCACUGCUAGAAGCUACUAUUCUUUAAAACCAGGCAUGCUGCCAAACAUACACCCUUCUCUCUAGUGAAACCAGCUCAGGUUUUAAGCCUCUACUUUGUUGCAAGAAAGUGACUGGCCGGAGAAAAAGCACUCCAUAGAUCAGAUUCAGCUUAUGAUCACUGAUUAAUUAGUGCUUAUUGAAGAACAAAAAAUUCCAUGUAAAUGCCAUAUUUACCCUAUAAGGGAUAUUACUGUAGCAAUACACAGAAAAUGACUGACAAGGGAUCCGAACAUUAUCUUCAACACAACAACUGAAAGACAAUAUAUUUGGGCUCUCUGAAAUUCAUCACCAUAUUGAAUACAGCAAACAUUACAGCUACAUCAAUGCAGUGAUACUAAUUGCUUCUCCUAAAAUCAAAAAAAACAACAAAAAAACAGCAUUUCUUCAGCUUUAUGUUUAUCCAGCCCCUUCUGGAAUUCUAAUAUCGUGUCUCCAUUAAGUCAGUCCUCCUGAGAGAUGUUUAAUGGAGUUCAGCGUGGUGCACAUGAUGCUCCUAUGUCAACACCAGAUUCUUUGUUAGUUUCUACUAGAUUUAUUUGCCCCUCUUCUUUUAGCUUCACCU